UUAAAAUACGACAUUAAAUCACGUAAAACGAUAAAAAUUAUAAGAUCUAUUUUACACAGCGUAAGAAAUUAAACAGCUAGCCUCUCCUUUGUAGCCCCCGUAGCUUGCUCAUGACCCAGGAUGGGAUGGAUUAUGUCAAGGAGGCUCGAGGCAGGAUAUUUUUAAAAAAUUUAUCAUUAAUUAAUUUUCUACUCUCCUCCACUCCACGAGACAAAAUCACAUGGAACCGUAACUUGCUAGCCAUUGGACCGGCAGCCUUUCCGAAUGUUCUGCGAAUCGUAGGAAAUAAAAAUGCCGACUGUAGUUCUUGGAGGAGGCAUAGCUGGCUUGUCUGCUGCCUAUUACCUCCGGGAAACAGCUCCUGUAGUCAUCGAAGCGACCUCCAGGCUCGGUGGAUGGAUUCACACGAACAAAAGACCAAGCGGCACCCUCUUUGAACUUGGGCCUCGCACUAUUCGACCUGCUGGUGCCCCAGGAGCAAACACUUUGAACCUCAUUGAAGACCUCAAUCUCGAGCAAAAAGUCAGACCGAUCACUCGAGACCAUCCUGCGGCCAAAAAUCGGAUGAUCUUCGCCAAAGGCAAGCUGCACCUCCUACCAAACAGCCUGUCAGGUUUGUUCCAGACUAAGGCUCCGUUUUCCAAGCCCCUUGCCGCCUGCGCCUGGACGGAUUUCUGGGCAAAGCGGAAAAUUUCUACCGACGAAAGCUCCUUUGACUUCAUCAAACGACGAUUCGGUGAGGAUGUGGCCGAAUACGCCAUAUCGCCCAUGCUGUGCGGAAUUUGUGCUGGCAGUGCCAAGGAGAUCAGUGCUAAAAUGCUGUUCAGGAGCCUGUUUGAGGCCGAGCAGAAGCACGGCUCCGUGUUCAAGGGGUUACUGAAAGAGGCGCUGAGUGCAGAGAAAAAGGCUGCAAAUGCAGAUCAACCUGGCAAAUUGGUGACUCGGGCCAAGACUGAGAGGUGGAGCAUUUAUUCCCUGGAGAACGGUCUCGAGAAUCUUCCCCUGACGAUGGCCCAGAAGCUUCGAGAGUCAAAGGUUGAAUUUAAACUGAACGACCCUUGUGUGCAAAUUAAAUUCAACUCCGACUCUGUACGCCUUUUGCUCCGCUCUGGCACAUCCAUCGAGGGAGAAACAUUAAUUUCCGCCUUACCGGCGUCCAGUCUGGCACCCCUGCUGAAGGAGCAGCAUCCCCAGCUGUCCAGGGCGCUGUCCGAACAGACCUGCGCCACGGUGGCGGUGGUCAACAUCCAGUUUAAAGGAAAUCUGAUAAAAGAGCCGGGUUUCGGCUUUCUCGUGCCGCCCGUCGAGCAGAAACCUCUCCUUGGCGUCAUUUACGAUUCCGUCUGCUUCCCGUGUCCCAGCGGCGACACCGUUUUCACCGCCAUGAUGGGUGGACACUGGUUUCAUCCGCAGUUCACCGGAAAAAGCCCGCAGGAGCUCGCGAGUGUCGCAAUUCGUGGUAUCCAGGACAUUUUGGGCAUCACCCAAGAGCCAGUUGACGUGAAUUCGGUUAUUCUUAAAGACUGCAUUCCCCAGUACACUGUUGGACAUUACGAGAGACUGGACGAGAUUGAUAAUUAUGUGGAGAGUAAUCGGUUGCCUUUGCAUCUGGUUGGCUCGUCGUACAGAGGAAUUGGUAUCAACGAUGUCAUCAUGUCUGCAAAGCUGGCUGUUGAUAAAAUUAAAAGACAAAGCAGUGGUUAAAAGGGUUUACGGUUUCCCAAAAAUUGCAUAAAUUUUUUUUCUCUAAUUUAAGAACAAAUCUUUACAAGAUGACUAAAAGUUUAGCAAAAAUUUAACAGAUUUGCAGUGAUUUAAAGAAAUGAAAGACCAGUAGCCUGUUGUCUCGCAUUGUUAAGGCAUACUCUCAGGCUUUUCUGGGAUCUAAAUCGUGGCUGCCCUAUGUCUGAGAUGGCAAAAAGGUGACCCAAAAUGCACAGGUAGCUUAAUUUGCCGGUAGGAAGCGCCACUUGCUGGUUUUCGCACCUUUUCCCCAACUGUCUGGCGUUUCAGUCAAAGACAUGGGUGCGGCGAGGCGAAAAGAUGGGUUCAAGAUCCUCUUCAGGGCCACUUGGGACCCUUGGCGGUGUUUUUAGGACCCAGUGAGCAUAAACUCCGGGAAGUGAAUAAUUUAAAAGACUCGUUUGGGCCAUUAAAAUGAGACCCUCUUAUGUCUUACUUGUAAAUUGUAAUCGAUAAGUCAAAACGCAUGUUGCUUUGCCGCGUGAAACAUAUAAAAAUUGCGCAUGCGUGAUCAUUGAUUCGAGUCUCGGGUCAUCUCUGCGAGGGGUGGCGCAUGCGCAGUGCCUUUAAAAGGCUUUCAAGUUGCACGCGCCAAAGCAACGUGUGAUUGGGCCCACUCUCGGGAAUCGAUUGGAAAACAUCGUUUUAGAGGGUCUUAAAGGAGAUUUUUAUAAUCGAAUUUAGUAUUAUUUGUGGCUGGUGCUAAACGGGAAAAAUUUACCUGAGGAAAUCUCUUGUAUUUUAUACUAUUUUGGAAAGAAUUUCUUCCCUUGAAUUCCCUUUAGAAAAAAUUCAGUGACCCAAAAAAGCUUGAUUUUAUGAAAACCAUCUUGGAAAACUUAAAACUACUACAAUCGGUGUUGUUACCAGAACACCUUUUUUAUAAAAAAAAUCCGAACUAUUGCAAAAGAAAUGUAAAUAAACAAAUUGGUCCGAUUUACCUCGCUGAGCAGACGUGAAUUUUAUUGAAAUUAGAGCGCAUUUUAAUUCCCAUCUUCUUGUCAAACACUGAAUAAAUGAUUUGCAGUUUUAUAUUUUUCAAUGUCA
This is a messenger RNA of Cloeon dipterum, 2790 nucleotides long. It is a transcript of the gene D2hgdh, whose product is annotated as D-2-hydroxyglutaric acid dehydrogenase. The coding region runs from base 292 to 1704 and encodes 470 amino acids. Gene Ontology annotation, cellular component: mitochondrion. The transcript is spliced from 3 exons. Lineage: Eukaryota; Metazoa; Arthropoda; Insecta; Ephemeroptera; Baetidae. The record is from RefSeq and is a predicted model, not a curated record. Gene Ontology annotation, biological process: porphyrin-containing compound biosynthetic process. Gene Ontology annotation, molecular function: FAD binding; protoporphyrinogen oxidase activity, oxygen as acceptor.